Messenger RNA from Aegilops tauschii subsp. strangulata, 4477 nucleotides. Its product is annotated as probable E3 ubiquitin ligase SUD1. NCBI's taxonomy places the organism in Eukaryota, Viridiplantae, Streptophyta, Magnoliopsida, Poales, Poaceae. Gene Ontology annotation, molecular function: zinc ion binding. The record is from RefSeq and is a predicted model, not a curated record. Gene Ontology annotation, biological process: ERAD pathway. Gene Ontology annotation, cellular component: endoplasmic reticulum membrane.
AUAUAUGCGCACAUGUGGGAUUAUGAAGGAAAUCUUGGCUCUUGCCAGCUCGUUGCCUCCGCCACCGAGAGAGCCACCAGAGCCAGGGCAUAUGGUCGGUUUGUGGCUCCAACACUGUUCGGAGUGACUCAAUUAUAGGAGCUAGCUUGCCAUGAAACUUGGCACUCGAUUGGCUCCGGCGGUCUAGUGCCUUAAGGGGCAAUGUGAUUGAACGGUAAUCUAUUUGCUGAAGUAAUUUGCGCCAUUUUUAACUAGAAUGUCAAACAAUAUGGAUGUGCAUUCCAUGUGUUCACUUCCCGCACACAUUAAAAGUCAACAAAAAAAGUUCACUCCCUAGUCUUAGUAAGUGAAAGUUAUGACUUCGUUCAAGCUAGGUGAUCGAUAUGGGAGGAGAUGGAAAGGGUGGAAAAAGAAAAGGAACGGAUAAGUGGUUGAGAGUUAAGUUGGAUGUCAACAACUUGAGGAGCUGACUAGUUUUGAAGACCAGCCAUAGGGAAAAAAUUAUAUGUAGGUGGUGUACGGGAGGCAACAAGAAUAAAUUGAAGUAGGAGGUGGAGUGGCUAUGGGCACGACCAAGGUAGUUGGAUGUGGAGGACCCAUGUAACACAUGUGUUUUCUCUUGUUUUAGUCCCCUUUUAAAUAUAUGUGAAAAUGGUUUUACUUAAUAUAUAUAAUAUACUUCCAACAUUUGGUAGGUAAAAAUGGAUUCCAUCUAGUUUUAUAAUUAAUUCAUAUAGUUCUGAGAUUUGAUGAUGUAUAUCAUCAAAUAUAAAUGGUUACAGAACAUGUAAAAUGUUACCAUAUAUAUACUCUCUCAUUUUUGGUUUAAAAGGCCCACACAUAUCCCUGAAUCGACAAAUCCACCAAUUUAAUACAAAUUAUACAUCACAAUAAACAUCAUUAUAAAAUAUAACAUUUAAAGUUUCUAUUCUUUUGAUAUAUAUAUAACUCGUGCUAUGUUGGUCAAAUCGUUGAUCUAAGGAUAUGCAUGGGUCUUUUAAACUGAACAGAAGGUAACCCUAUCAUACAUAUUGCCUUAUAUACUUAUAUAUGCAUGGAAAAUCUUCAUGCAUUUAAGAAGUAAAUGUAAUCCAAAAUAAAUAAAUAUGUGUGCGUUCAAGGGAAAAACUCAUAUAACUUAGACAAAUAUGAUAGAUUUACAAGAGAUAAUAUUUAUACGAGUAUAUUGGUGUUGAAAAAUAAAACAAAAUUCCACUACAAGAAUGAAAAACUUGUACUUGUGAACAUGCAAAUAUUUUUACAAAAUACAUAAAAGAAAAAUCAUUCAUUGAUGACAGAUGGAACACAUGAAAAAACUUUAGAAAGAACGGUUCCAUGGAAUUUGAUGUAAUUUAUCUUUUUAGGCAGAGUGAGUGAUUUUCGAGAAAAAAAACAAGAAGGAAAAGAAAGAGAAAGAGAAGAAAUGGAAGGGAAAAAAAAAAGCAGCAGCAGAAGAAGAAGACCAGGAGCUUUCUUGGGCCGGAAGCUGGGAGUGUUGUCCUUUCAUUCCUAAUCGCGCGAGACAACGGGAAGACUGCAAAGACGGCCCAAUCUCCUCUGCUUCCGCCUAAACCCCACUGCCUCUCUCGCCGUGCUCGAGGCGACGGGAAAAGCUUCCUUCGCGGGUGGCAGGCCAAGCCAGCCAAUGGCCGCCGACGCCUCUCCGCCGGAGACGGCGCUGUCCGCGGCGAACGGCCCCGGAGACGAGGACGGGGAGGAGGGGGAGGCGGAGCAAUGCCGCAUCUGCCGCCUCCCGGCCGAGGCGGACCGCCCCCUGCGCCACCCCUGCGCCUGCCGCGGCAGCAUCAGGUUCGUCCACGACGACUGCCAGCUCCGGUGGCUCGCCACCCGCCGGGGACCCCGAUGCGAGCUGUGCAACAACGACAUCUCCAUCCGACCAGUGUACGCUGCAGACGCCCCUGCGAGGCUGCCUGUUUCUGAGUUCAUGGCGGGUUUCUCCCACAAACUGAUGGACCUGUUGCUCCUCCUUAUCUGCCUCGUCCCAGCACUCGUCAUGUACCUCAUCACCCUCGGGGCAUGGCUCUUCGCGCUUGCCAGGUCCUUUGCUCAAGUGCACCAUCUGCUGUCCCUCCGCCCCUCUGUCGCCUCCAUUGUUGCUCAAACUGCAAUUUUCAUUUUAAGGCUGCCUGGUAUAAUUCUCAGAGGUGUCGUAGGUUCUAUCCCCUCUGUCGCCUUAAUUGUUGCUCAAAGCGCAAUAUUCAUUUUAAGGCUGCCUGGUAUAUUUCUCAGAGGGGUCGUACGUUCUAUUCCUGCUGCCAAUUUCUGUCUUAAUCUGCUGAGCGCAAAAAUAUUACACCCGGUGUUCUUUGGCUGGGCGCUUGAUAUCUGCACUUCAGAAAUGUUUGGUGCAACAAUGUCCCAGAGGUUCAAGCUUAUGCUUGCUUCAUCUUUUGCUUCAACUGUUCUUCAUUGGUAUUUUGGAUGCAUCUUUUGGCACCUAGGCCUUAGAUUCUUCAGACUUCUUGAUAAGAUACUGAGGCCAGGAAUUGCCAUUCCCUUUGUCCACUAUGAAGCUCAUGAACCAUUCUACAAAUUUUAUCUCAAGAAGCUUCAUAUCCUUUUUGUUGGAAUUAUCUCUAUGGUUUUGGUCAUUCUUGUUCCUAUUCAAAUUGGCGGGCUAUUGGUGCCGGAGUUGUUCCCAUUUCAUAUCACCUACUUCAAUUGUGGUGCAAAGGGCAUAUCAUUUUGGCAAGCACCACGAAACUAUGUCGAUUCAGUUUCUCAUGCUCUUCUUCUGAAGUUUCUCAUUGAUAACACCAAGACACUUGUAUACCUUGAGUGGUUAGUGAAGAAGGUAACCCAGUAUUCCUUUGUCACUACUGGACAUGCUCUAGGCUUGUCAGAUUCGUUGAGUAUCUGGCCCGAUGAUGCAUCUGGACAUGAUGAGAUUGGGAGUAGUGUCGCACCAGAAGACCAGUAUGAUAGGAUCAAUGAAGCUAAGGAUGGAAGGAGAUCAGUUGCAGCUGCUACAAUCCUAAGUCUGGUGCUUGCAUGGUUGACUAUUGUGGUAUUCAAUUUGGCUGUGCUCAUUUUUCCAAUCUCAAUUGGGCAUGCCAUCACUCGGCUGCCACUAGCAGGUGGACUGAAAUCCGAUGAUAUGCUUGCUUUGGCUAUUGGGUUUGGCGCCAUAUCAACUGUUAUUGCCGCCUCUAGAGAUUCAUUUGCCUACAUGACUUCUGGGAGAACACACCUUCUAGCCCUGAAUCGCUAUCUGGUUGUGUUCUUAUGGCUUGUCAUCGCUCCUUUCCUGACCGGGGUGCUGGUUGAUUUAUCACUAAUAUCACCAUUCACUGGGCUUGAUGAUGAUGUUCCAGCUGUAGGCCUUUCCUACUAUUGGGGCCUGGGGUGUCUAUCUCUGAAAAUCUGGGGGAAGCAGGCUCGUCGGACAAGGGCCAGAUGCUUGCGAGCCUAUUUCAUCGAUGAAAGGUGGGGCCCAAAGCUUAAUCAGGCAAAGGCAGAUUGGGAUUCAGGGAUCGCGCCAAUGUGGUGGUUCUUGCGAGAUGUGUGCAUGCCUAUCGUCGCGAAGCUACUCGCUGCUCUGGGUGUUCCCUAUGUGCUUGCCAAGGGGGUCUUCCCAAGAUUCGGCUGCUCCGUUGCCAUGAACUCGGCGGUGUACCGUUUCGUGUGGCUGGGCAGCCUCGGCUUCUACCUUGCCAAAGCGUUGUGCGCCAAACUCCAUGAUUCCAUCAGGGACGCCCGUUAUGUCGUCGGGCAGAGGCUGGAAGAUGUCGCCGACGGUAGCUGAAGACUCUUCUUCCCUGAGCACUCUGUUUCCCGUCAGUUAGGGACGAUGGAGGAUCUGGUGAUACUAACAGUUAGCGCGCAAACGCGUUGCGGACAUCAACAAACGCAGAUGAGAUGAUGUCAUACGGAUACAUUCCUGGUGAAACUUGUAAAUAUGGGUGCGAUUUUCAUUUUCCAUGUGGAAGUUACCUGGAGUCGUAUCGGUCAGUUCCCGACGAAUCGCCAGGAUGUAAGGCGACGCUGAAUUUGGAUAGAUAUCUGUAAAUUUCUACACUUUUUUGCACGACGUUCUCAGGAUCGUUGUAUGGUCAGCCCCUGACAGGACAGGCUGAGGAGAAACGGGAUGGUGCUUGGUUGCCUUGGACAUUCUUUUUCGGGAAUGCUGCAAUGUUUUUUGACCAAAGUAAUGCUUGGAUUUCUCUCGGGCCUUUCCAGUGCCAGAUGUGCUUUGGCACUGUUAUCAGACAUUCCUCGUGCAUCAACUUUCCAGGGCAAACAUUCGUGCCAACAUGUGAAUUGUCACAAAUUCAACAGGGGUUUGAAAUUUGAAAUUACACGCCUUCCAGGCUCGCUGCUUCUUCUCUGCAGCUGUUCGAUCAAAUUCUGGCGGUAGCUGCUGCCUGUUGAUAUGGACGUGUAACAAAAAAAAUGUGGACAAAAUCUCGGUUGAUAUGCAGCUAUUAAUGUCUUCGUUUGACGUGUGCAAAUGGUA